AUGCGAGAAUGCCGUCGCUCCAACAACUAUCGAUUUUGCAACGAGUUUUUCAAAUGGAGAUCUUAUUUAUAUGGCAUCGACGGACAUGGAACAGGUUCCUAUUCUCCAAAUACUGAAGCAACUCAUCGAUUCACCUCUUCAUCUGAUGGAAUUACUUUCGACUUUACUUUUUGUGAAAUUGAUACUGGCGGCGACUUCUUGAUCUUCCGCAAACAAGAUGGUCAGAAGUAUUUUUUCACUGGCGACUUGACGGGAACUCGAUUUUCGCUCUCAUCGCCAUUUGUGGACGUGCAUUUCACGACCAAUGGAGUUGAUCAAUCGAUCGGUUUUGAUCUUGAAGUAAUUGAUGGAUAUGAAGCAUUCUUUGACGUAACAAGUCUUCGUUAA
Oikopleura dioica is the source of this 387-nucleotide messenger RNA. NCBI's taxonomy places the organism in Eukaryota, Metazoa, Chordata, Appendicularia, Copelata, Oikopleuridae. The record is from the annotation of a GenBank genome assembly.